UUUACCUAAUCAAAACUUCUUUAACACAUUUUCAUCUAUUCAUUUUUUGUAUAACAAUAUAAUAUGUAUCAUAUACAUUGAAAUCGUGAAUAAAUUUUGAAUUGGACAAACAAUCCCUUAAAAACGUGAGAUAAGUAGAAACAAAAUUGUAGUUUGAGCAUUCCGCAUAAUCUUCGUGACUAAAAGUUUUCUUCAAUUUACCCUGUGAGGGAAUUCAGAAGGUACUUUGAAAAAUAAUUUAUCCGGAAAGCAGCUCAACUGCAAAUUAAGAGCGAGCGAGCGAGCGAGAGAGAGAAUACGGCACAGAGAAGCAAAGAAUGACUUCCUCCUCUGAGGCGAGGCGAGGCAUCAAUCAAUCAUCUACGGAUGGACAUGGUAUUUGCAUAUUUGCAUAGCAUUGCAAGCACCACUGCAUUUUUCCUUGGAUUGGAUGCCCAAAGCCAACGCAAGAAUCUGUGGAAUUUCUUCCCUUUAUCGAUGGGUCCUCCCUUCCACCCUAGCAGGGAAAAGUAAAAUCAUCCCUAGUUUCUUUUUUUUUUUAAUUAAAAUAAUAUUUGAUAAUAUAACUAUUAAUUUUUUUUGAAACAUAUAUAAAUUCAAAUAGUAAGGAACAAUCCCUGGAUGAUACCAUGCCCGUCGCCCGUCCAUAUUCCACGAGCUCCAUAAAAGGCAAACAAAGAAGCCACAACACCCCCGGCGUACGUGUUGGGUGGGUGGGAUCCAUUAAUUAUAUGCUAUUGCUAGUGUAGUGAGUGAGUGCGAUGCACUGCCUUGCUGCAUCCCUAUUUUCAUCUUCAUUUUUAUUUUUAUUUUUAUAAUGGUUGAGGUGGUUCAAUAAUCAGUACUAGAUUAGUUUCGCAAACUAAUCAAUUGUGUCCUCUACCUAUAAUCUCCGACUUGUGUUUCUGCCUGCCGCUGCCCGGUGUUGGAUAUUCAUUUUCGGGUUUCUGCGGGGGUCUCAUUCUAAAUUUAACCCACCUUAGAAGAGAUGGGUUUGCUCACGAAUAGAGUGGAGAGGAAUGAGAUCAAGCCUGGGGAUCAUAUCUAUACUUACAGAGCAGUGUUUGCCUACUCUCACCAUGGUAUCUUUGUUGGGGGUAGCAAAGUGGUUCAUUUCACCCGUGUUGAAGGCUCGUCCACAUCAGAUCGCGAAGCAUACAGCCCGGAUGCGCAAUGCCGAACGUUUCCAGACUGUGGCUUUAGGCAGCCAAACAGUGGGGUCGUUCUCUCCUGUCUUGAUUGCUUCCUUCGAAACGGUUCCCUGUAUUCCUUCGAGUAUGGAGUCAGCCCGUCUCUUUUUAUCGCUAAGGUGCGUGGAGGCACCUGCACAACUGCUGCCUCCGACCUAGCUGAGGCCGUUGUUCAUCGUGCAAUGUACCUGCUCCAAAAUGGAUUUGGGAACUACGAUGUGUUUCAAAACAACUGCGAGGAUUUUGCGCUGUACUGCAAAACUGGACUCCUCACAAUCGAUCGUCUGGGAGUUGGAAGAAGUGGACAAGCUUCGUCGGUCAUUGGUGCGCCACUGGCUGCUCUUCUUUCCACACCAUUGAAGCUGCUGAUGCCCAGUCCAGUUGGCGUGGCUACACUGACUGCUGGAAUGUACUGCAUGAGCAGAUACGCAACGGAUAUAGGAGUCCGAACGGAUGUCAUCAAGAUAGACGUAGAGGACCUUGCUGUCAACCUUGGCUGGCUCGGGAAUAACACUGAAGACCCAGCUUCAGGAGCUGCAAAUUCUAACAGCCAACUUAUUAGACAAAACUACAGCAUGGUAUUGAAUCACUCUGAAAAACUCCUCUCCCUCCAGUCCUGACUAAAGAUUGAUACUCGAACUCGAUUAAUUCUGUCGAGAUCAUGUUUAUUAUUACGAUCGACACCAGUUUGCCUCCGCUGUACAGUAACAAAGGUAUUACAAUGUCCUGUUAAA
Molecule: messenger RNA, 1924 nt
Organism: Andrographis paniculata
Lineage: Eukaryota; Viridiplantae; Streptophyta; Magnoliopsida; Lamiales; Acanthaceae
Product: protein LEAD-SENSITIVE 1
Exons: 4
Coding region: 989-1810 (273 amino acids)
Source: RefSeq, a predicted model, not a curated record